This is a messenger RNA of Bombina bombina (fire-bellied toad), 1352 nucleotides long. Its product is annotated as retinol dehydrogenase 10-like. The transcript has 5 exons. The record is from RefSeq and is a predicted model, not a curated record. Gene Ontology annotation, molecular function: oxidoreductase activity, acting on the CH-OH group of donors, NAD or NADP as acceptor. Lineage: Eukaryota; Metazoa; Chordata; Amphibia; Anura; Bombinatoridae. Bases 18 to 854 code for a protein of 278 amino acids. Gene Ontology annotation, cellular component: lipid droplet.
UUAAAACAGAUGCAGCUAUGAAAGUGGUGACAGAGAUUUUGCACAUGUUCUAUGAAGUCUUUUGGUUUAUAGGACUAUCAGCAAUACAAUGGAUUGUGGGGAGAAAAGAAAAAUCAGUUACAAGAAAUAUAUGUUUAAUAACUGGCUCUGCUGGCGGGACAGGGAGAUAUUUUGCUUUAGAGUUUGCAAAGAAAGGAGCAAUUCUUGUAUUAUGGGAUACCAAUGAGAAAGGUAAUGAAAGCACAGCUAAAAAAGCGAGAGAUCUUGGUGCCAAGGUUUAUACAUAUACCUGUGAUGUGAGCCACAAAGAGACGGUCUAUGAAACCGCAGAGAGGGUUAAACAAGAGGUUGGAGAUGUGACCAUCUUAAUCAACAACGCUGCUAUUAGAACACAAACAUCGUUCCUGCAAUGUGAAGAUGAACUAUUGGAGAGAAUACUGCAGACAAACAGCCAUGCACACUUUUGGACUGUAAAAGCAUUUCUUCCUAGAAUGAUGGAAAUGAAUCAUGGACAUAUUAUCACAGUUACAAGUAAUUUAGGACUUGUUGCCACAGCUUAUAUGGAGGGUUACUGUACUAGUCAGUUUGCUGCUGUUGGUUUUCAUGAAUCUCUCAGCCACGAGUUAAAGGCUAGAAGGAUCACCGAUGUGAAGACAACCCUUAUAUGCUUCUGUUUAGUCACAGGAUUCCCGUUAAGAAAAGAAUAUUUUGUGAGGCAAGCUAUGAAAGGAAUCCUUACGGAUCAGCAUGUGAUCUACACACCCAGACUGUUGUACAUAACAGCAUUCCUUAAACAUGUUUUGCCCUGGGACGCCCAAAUUCAUUGCAGUAAGCGUUUGGACAUAAAAGUAUAAUUACAUGCUUACAAACAAUGUAACACAAUCUACAGUGAAACCAAAUCUGCUUUGGAAGCACAUUUAUUCUGAACUGAACUUAUGAAUCACAAUGCAAGCUCUUCUUUCCUUUUAUGCAUCUACAGGCUACCAUGGAAUUGCAGAUUGUUUUAUACAUUUUAGUUUGUCUCAAAACAAAGACGGUAUGGUGGUGGUGGUGGUUUACAGCUACAAUAAGUAGAUUAUCCCAAAGAAAAAAAACACAAGAAUAUUUUGCAUUCAACUGUAAUUAAUACAGUUAUAUUGUUUUUCAAUUUAAGGCUAAAAUGUUGAGCUGGUAACUGUAUGUAACUCUUUGCCAUACUGGCAAUUUCAUUCCUAGUCAUAAAAUUACAUCUUUUAAUACUAUUAUUUGUGUGCACAAAAUCUUUUUUUAAUUGCAUUACUGAAAGUGGAACACAAUUGAUUUCCAUAAUUAUUGAAGUUCCAACCUGCAAAUUAAACUUUUAUUUUAUGUAA